AUGAUUGAGCCCGUCGUAGGGAUAGUCGGACUUAUCACCACGUUUUUAAGCCUCCUCGUGUAUCUGUCCUAUACUCCCCGGGUGCACGAGAACUCCCAAGAAUUUACAUCGGAUACGCUCCCCUUUGUGGGCUCGUGGGACUUCUUUAAUCGCAAAUGGAGCUUCUGGAAGGGGUGCCUAGGCCAGCACCAUGUAGUUAGUCCAGAAUCUGGACUUCUCCAUGGAAAUGUGACGCUUCUCGGGCUUGGUCCAGACUACAAGCUGCCCCUCCACGAUGUUUUCAAGCCGACGUUCCACAAUGGCCGCAGCUACUUCCAGCGUCGUUUAGGGGAGUUGACCAAAACUGACCAGCUCGCAAGGCGCCUCCCUCGUGUGAGCAGUGACGCCUUUACCGCCAUGAAGCGAUUAUCUGAAAGUCCCUCCGGGGUCACUAACCCCUGCCGGAUUGUCUUCACAGACGAGGUAUCAGAUACUCCCCAGCUUUUCGAGCGCUGUUUGGGCUACUUGUCCAUUCUGCAGGCCACCAGCAGCCGCCACAAUGUGGUAUUCCCCUGGCUACCUUCGAUAGCGCUUAUGAAGCGCCAGUAUGGGCGCUAUGGACUCAAAAGCCUGGUGGUGCCAAUUAUUGACAAGAGAACGAAGAAAGGCGCCCCUCGUGCUGAUGACCCUUUACAGGUCCUUCUCGACAAUGGUGAUAGCAAGGAGUAUAUGACCAACUUCUUCAUCAGUAUCCUUUUCAUUGCCGUUGCCAAUGCUGGUGUUCUGGCUGGCGUCUUGCUCAAUAUCAUGGCCCACCGCACCGACUGGCAAGAAAGGAUAUACAACGAGAUCAAGGUCGCUGCCGCCGCGCACUCCCAGACCGAUGGUCCUCUUGAAUCCUCGUUCCCCUCCAUCGAUCUCUGCUUCAAGGAAGCGAUCCGGAUGAAUACGGCUUUCCCGAUGUUUCGCCAGAAUAUUGGCUCUACCCCUAUCCCUAUCCCUGGGACAAACGAGGUCAUCCCCCCCCGGCAGCUUUGCGUCCUUGGUUGGGGUCAUGGAAAACAUCCCUGCCUCGGUAUGCGCUGGGCGAAGUUGCAACAGAAUAUUAUAUUCGUCUAUGCUCUGGCCAUGUACCAAUGGAGCGGGUGCAAUGCAGAGGGCACCGCUCCUGGCUUGCCUCAGGGAAUUUACUGCAAGUAUGUUCCUAGACAGGAAGCUUGA
Molecule: messenger RNA, 1200 nt
Organism: Aspergillus alliaceus
Lineage: Eukaryota; Fungi; Ascomycota; Eurotiomycetes; Eurotiales; Aspergillaceae
Product: cytochrome P450
Exons: 9
Coding region: 1-1200 (399 amino acids)
Molecular function (GO): monooxygenase activity; oxidoreductase activity, acting on paired donors, with incorporation or reduction of molecular oxygen; heme binding
Source: RefSeq, a predicted model, not a curated record